This is a messenger RNA of Exophiala bonariae, 1842 nucleotides long. RefSeq lists its product as uncharacterized. NCBI's taxonomy places the organism in Eukaryota, Fungi, Ascomycota, Eurotiomycetes, Chaetothyriales, Herpotrichiellaceae. The transcript has a single exon. The record is from RefSeq and is a predicted model, not a curated record. Bases 1 to 1842 code for a protein of 613 amino acids. Gene Ontology annotation, cellular component: spliceosomal complex.
AUGACCUCCAUUGAUGAUCUCUUUCGAAAACCAAACGCUGCUCCCAAGCGCAAACUUGAAGAUCCUACCGCGUCCUUCACUGACUCUCUCUCCAACAAAUCCUCCAAAUUGACCAAUGGUUCCUCCCCGCGCGGCGCUACAAAUGGCAACGGCAAUGGAACCCAGGAAGCCAUUUCCACCAACGGCUCUGCAGCCAAGACUGCAUUUGUUCAAGACGAAGAGCCCGACGAUGAGAAUGAUCUCGAAGCCGGCCCCUCUCUGCCCCCGGAAGACGCGGAAGAAGAAGUUGGGGACGAUGAAGAGGGCCGUUUCUUUGGCGGCGGAGUGACUCAAGAAGAACGCGAAGUGAUGGAUUACAUUGAGAGAAACGAAGAAGGCCAGGCGGAAGAGAAGUUCGAUUCCCCUUGGCUGCGUCGUACCGCGAUCAACUUUGAGCGAAAGAUCAAUAAGAACGCCGAACUGCGCGCAAAAUUCGAGGGUGAUCCUCUCAAAUUCGUCGCCAGUGAAGCCGACCUCGAUACUGAAAUCAAAGGAUUGAGUCUACUCAGCGAACACGGUGAACUCUAUGAAGAGUUCGUCAAGAUGGGCUGCGCCAACAGUUUGAUUGGUUUGUUGGCGCAUGAAAACACAGACAUUGCCAUUGGAGUCUCGGAACUACUUGCCGAACUCACCGACGAAGAUUCCACCACAACUGAAGAGCAGUGGCAGACGUUGGUCAAAGCAAUGAUCCAAAGUGACGUUGUUGGACUAUUGACCAGCAAUCUUACGCGUCUGGAUGAGGCCAAUGAGACCGACAGGUCUGGUAUUUACCACAUUUUGAAUGUGUUUGAAAACAUUCUCUCGGAAACGAAGAAUAUGGAGAUCGUUGGUUCUAACGACAACCUUAUCAAUUGGCUAUUGAUGAGGAUCAAAAAGAUUGAUGUCAACGCCAGGGGGAAAGUUGGACAAAACCGACAGUAUGCUGCCGAAAUUCUCGCCAUUCUGCUGCAAUCUAGUCGUCCUAAUCGAGACCGCUUCGCCAUCAAAGAAGGCGUUGACGCUCUACUUGAACUACUCAGCAUCUAUCGCAAGAGAGAUCCCGAAAAAGAAUCCGACGAAGAGGAAUUCGCGGAGAAUCUCUUCGACUGCUUAGCCAGCGUGGUGGAAGAACGAUUAGGCGGUCAAAAAUUCAUCGAGGGCGAAGGCGUCGAACUUUGUCUAAUCAUGAUCAGGGAAGGACGACUGGCAAAGUUGCGGGCUCUGCGGGUUCUUGAUCACGCCAUGAGCGGCGGCAACGCCCCGCCUGUUUGUGCACGACUGGUCAACGCCGCAGGGCUGAAAACGAUAUUCGGCCUUCUCAUGAAAGGAAAGAGAGCUGAGCGAAGUCUCAUCGAACAUCUGAUCGGUAUGCUCGCCAGUCUGCUGAGGUACUUACCGGGCGGCUCAGCCGUCAGAAUUCGCGCUCUUGCCAAAUUCGUGGAGAAGGACUACGAAAAACUCCUGAAAUUGGUGGAAUUACGACGCGAAUACAAAACGAGAUUAAUCAAGGUUGACGCUCAAAUACAGAAGGAACGUGAAGAUCUCAGUCCGAGCCAGAUAGAGGACCGAGAGGAUGAAUGGCUGUCUCGCCGACUCGACGCGGGAUUGUUCUCCCUUCAGUCCAUAGAGCUGAUCUUGAGCUGGAUGGUUGCAGAGGACAAUGGUGCACGGCAGACCAUUGCAGUGCUACUGGGUGAGGACGGCCUCAAGAUCCUUGAGCGUAGCCUCAGAGAUCAGUUGAUCGGCAUGGAUCCUGGUCAGAGUGAUGAGGCCAAGGCGACGGAAGAAAUGCUCGAGGCUUUGAUCUCUUGCGUGGAGCAAUAG